AUGCCUGGGGUGGCAGCUGCAGCUAAGGGCAGUGCAUCCCGCAAGGCAUUGAAGCAGUUGCUGACUAAAGUCACCGAGAAGUCACCUAAGAAGUGGAGGAAAUCUCGCAAGCCGAGCUAUUCCAUUUAUGUGCAUAGGGUGCUGAAACAGGUCCACCCUUCCACCAGGAUCUUGUCCAAGGACAGGAGUGUUAUGAAUUCCUUUGUUGUCGACAUUUUCGAGUGCAUCGCCUCCAAGGUUUCGCACCUCAUUCACUACAACAAGCGCCACACCAUCUCGACAAGAGAGAUCCAGAGCGCCGUCCGUCUCAUGCUGCUGGGGGAAUUGGCCAAACACGGCGUCCCUGAAAGCAUGAAAGCUUUCACCAAAUAUACCAACUCUGUUUAG
Molecule: messenger RNA, 387 nt
Organism: Carcharodon carcharias (great white shark)
Lineage: Eukaryota; Metazoa; Chordata; Chondrichthyes; Lamniformes; Lamnidae
Product: late histone H2B.L4-like
Exons: 1
Coding region: 1-387 (128 amino acids)
Cellular component (GO): nucleosome
Molecular function (GO): structural constituent of chromatin; protein heterodimerization activity; DNA binding
Source: RefSeq, a predicted model, not a curated record